AACCAACUCCCGGAAGCUGGAAGUGACUUGGUGGUGCGACUUUGUUUUUAACUUCUUAGUUUACUUUCUUAAGUGUUUAGGAGCUCAAACGUCGCGGUGUUUGAAUUGUGGUGGUUUCAUUAUUGUGAUAAGUUGUUACUGUAGUGAAACGUUGAGUUAGUACGAACAGGACGUCAUCACUAACUUUAAGAUGUUAGCGUCGAGUUUAAUGGCUAACUACUGCGCGGAGCAGCACGACGAGGAGGCGCUUAAAGUUGACAGAUACCUGCCCCAUCUUCAGCUGUCGGAUCAGACAAUCAUGGAUGUGUCUGUGAGAUUUCGACGGGAGAUGGACAAAGGCCUGUGCAGAGACACCAACCCUGCAGCCGCUGUGAAGAUGCUGCCCACAUUUGUGCUCUCAACUCCUGACGGAACAGAACAAGGUGAAUUUCUGGCCCUUGACCUCGGCGGAUCUAACUUCCGAGUGCUGCUGGUCAAAGUCAGUGCAAACGACAAGCAAGAAGUGGAGAUGGAAAAUCAGAUUUAUGCUAUUCCUGAAAACCUCAUGAGAGGCAAUGGGUCUGAGUUAUUCGAUCACAUCGCUGAUUGUCUGGCUGAUUUCAUGGAGAAACUGGGCAUAAAGGACAAAAAGCUUCCUCUGGGCUUCACCUUCUCUUUCCCCUGUCAGCAGACCAAGUUGGAUGAGAGCGUUUUGCUGUCUUGGACCAAAGCUUUCAAGGCGGGCGGAGUCGAGGGAAAAGAUGUGGUCGGCCUUCUGAGGAGAUCCAUCAAAAAACGAGGGGACUUAAAUAUUGACAUUUUAGCUGUGAUCAAUGACACGGUGGGAACCAUGAUGACCUGUGGCUUCGAUGAUCCUCUCUGUGAAAUUGGACUCAUUGUGGGAACCGGGACCAACGCCUGUUACAUGGAGCAGAUGAGAAAUCUUGAGCUGCUGGACGGUGACGAGGGGCGGAUGUGUGUAAACACGGAGUGGGGGGCGUUUGGAGAUGACGGCGCCUUGGAGGACCUGCGCACUGAUAUUGACCGUGAAAUAGACGCUGGCUCUUUGAACCCUGGAAAGCAGCUGUUUGAGAAGAUGAUCAGCGGCAUGUACAUGGGGGAAAUGGUUCGUAUCAUCCUGGUGAGGAUGACCAAAGAGAAGCUGCUGUUUCAAGGAAAGACGACAGCACAGCUCCUCACAACCGGGCGCUUCAAAACCAGCUACAUUUACACCAUCGACACCGACAAGGAUGAAGAGGGUCUUUUGAGUGCCGAAGAGGUGCUUCGAGGCCUGGGCCUGGACCCGUCGGUCGAGGACUGCAUCGCCACACAGAGGGUGUGUCAGAUAGUAUCCACACGGGCUGCACACUUGUGUGCGGCGUCUCUCGUGGCAGUGCUGCGGCAGAUCCGCGAUAACAAAGCGGCAGAGAAGCUGCGCGCCACAAUUGGAGUGGAUGGCUCCGUUUACAAAAACCAUGCAGAGUUUUCCCGGAGGCUCCACAAGAUGGUGCGGCGACUCGUGCCGGACUGUGACGUGCGUUUCUUGACAUCUCAGUGCGGCAGUGGGAAAGGUGCCGCCAUGGUUACGGCGGUGGCCUAUCGUCUUGCUGCUCAAAACGGCGAGCGUCAGAGCAUACUUGACACCCUGCGUUUGAGCCACGAGCAGCUCCUGGAGGUGAAGAAGCGACUGAGUGCAGAGAUGGUGCGAGGUCUGUCGAAGCAAACGCGUGACCAGACUAGUCUUAAGAUGCUUCCCACCUAUGUGAGAUCCACACCCGAUGGAACAGAGCACGGCGACUUCUUGGCGUUGGAUCUUGGUGGAUCCAGCUUUCGGGUGUUGCUGGUGCAUUUGAAAAGUGGAAAAAAACACACUGUGGACAUGCAGCAAAAGAUCUACAGCAUCCCCCAGGAGACCAUGCAGAGCACCGGGGAAGAGCUUUUCGACCACAUUGUGAGCUGCAUCGCAGACUUUUUGGAGUACAUGGGCAUGAAAGGGGCAUCCCUCCCUCUGGGAUUUACAUUCUCCUUCCCUUGUCAUCAAAGCAAACUGGAUCAGGGCAUUCUCCUCAAGUGGACAAAGGGCUUCAAGGCCAGCGGCUGUGAGGGCCAGGAUGUCAUUGUAUUACUGAAAGACGCCGUCCGCCGCCGACAGGAGUUUGACCUGAACUUUGUGGCGGUGGUAAACGACACGGUGGGGACGAUGAUGACCUGCAGCUAUGAGGACCCCCAGUGUGAGGUGGGACUCAUCGUAGGCACGGGGACCAACGCCUGCUACAUGGAGGAAAUGAGGAACGUCGAAGUGGUGGAGGGUGAUGACGGUCGAAUGUGCGUCAACAUGGAGUGGGGAGCAUUCGGUGAAAAAGGCGAGCUUGAUGACUUUUGCACCGAGUUUGACCGCAUCGUCGACGAGAGCUCUAACAACCCCGGGAAACAGAGGUAUGAGAAGAUGAUCAGCGGCAUGUACCUGGGCGAGAUCGUGAGGAACGUGCUCAUAGAUUACACCGCCAAGGGCUUGCUGUUCAGAGGCAAACUGUCCAAGCGGCUCGAGACGCGGGGAAUCUUUGAGACAAAGUUCCUGUCUCAGAUCGAGAGGGACCGCCUGGCGAUGCGACAGGUGCGCUCCAUCCUGCAGCACCUGGGCCUCACCAGCUCCACGUGUGACGACAGCGUGCUGGUGAAGGAGGUGUGCAGCGUGGUCGCCCACCGCGCAGCUCAGCUCUGUGGUGCCGGUUUGGCUGCCGUGGUCGACAAGAUAAGGGAAAACCGCAACCUGAAUCAGCUCUCUGUCACCGUGGGAGUAGAUGGCACCCUCUACAAAACCCACCCUCACUUCUCCAGCAUCAUGCAGGAGACUCUACAAGAACUGGCCCCGCAGUGUCAGGUGACUUUCCACAAGUCGGAGGACGGGAGCGGGAAGGGAGCGGCUCUGAUCACAGCUGUGGCCUGUCGGAUCCAGAACGGAGGGCAGCUCUGAAUCCAGACUCCUCGGUGGUGGAAUGGGGUAGAACGAGAGCUUCAAAUGACUGACUUUGUGUCCCGGGGUCACCAAAACAAAGUCCCCCACACAUCCCGACCUGAGUCUAGAUCUGUGAUACUGACGUGGUCUAUGUGACUGAUUCUGUGUGUGGGGUUCACAUACACAUCUUUUACCAGAUAUUCCUGUGUACCUUCUUAAAUUAUAGUUCAACUUGUGUGUUUGAGCCGCACCUUCUGAGAAGUAUGACUGUUACAACCCGGGGGGGGGGGGGGGGUUUACACCCUUAUUUUUGGCACCUUCCAACUCCAAUGUGUUCUCCCAGCGGAGACCUUUUUGCCUUAUUAAUAUUUGAGUUCAGGGUCAGAUGAAAAGUAAGAAAAUCAUGAGAGAACGCUUCAUGGAAAUCAGAGAAGUCACCAAACACAAAGAACCUAAACGCUGAAAUAUCCACGUUUACAAUCUCAAUAAAGCUCAACAGCGACCGCCCAAUUUAAUUUUUUGGCAGCUCUGAUCCCGGAAGUAAAUUUACCUCGUUCAAAUCCUCCAUCGACAUUUCACAAAAUCCUGAAAUCAAGAAAUUGAAGCCUGUAACCAUAACAACCAUCUACCCCUAUAAUAGUGACUGUAAAAACAUUUGAUUCAACAAGGAAGGUAAAACACUCCACUUAGAAAUAAACUAAGUAUGUACAAAGUGAUCCAGAGAGCUGUUUCAGUAAACGGUUUGAUACCAAAUUCAAAACAGCACGCUGUUUUCCAAAAAGCGAGUUAAACGUGUCUGAGUCGACGUCUGAUACGAGGUCUUCGUGCUGUUUUCAGGUCCAUCAGAGGAUUCUGCAUCAAAACACUCCUGCCUGAUGUUGGCUUUAAUGUUCUUCGUUUUCUAAUAAAAUGUUUGAUGGAGCUCGGUCUCUUACCGAACCUGAAUUUGUCAAAGUAGAUUAUUGUUACUGUCACACCUUUAUGUCUCGUUUUAUUUGGAAUCUGAUUUUUCUGCUGCCAAAACAUUUUAGUGUGAUUAAAAACAUGUCGACAGCUUAUCUGCCAUCCAUUGAAAGCAGCGUAUCCUGUGGGGAAACCUGAAACAAAAGAGUCAGGACUUCCUUAAAGGGGAAACUUAAUUAAAGCACGCCGGUCUGAAAGUAAGAGGGGCGAGGAUUAGUGGAACUCCUGAGGGGAGGGGGGGUUUAGGGGGCACAGGAGGAGAUAGAAUCUGUGUUCUUUUGCCUUGUUGGUUUGAUUUAUUUAUUUAUUUUACUUAAUUCAAUUUAGAAAAGAAAACAAUAUAACUGACGAUCUUUGACGUCCUGUUUUGGAACUGAAAGAAGAUUAAUUAACUGACUCAAAGCUUGUGGACUCAAAACCAUCAACUCAACAUCCAGCUGUGAGACGCCCACACGUUCUUAGAAAAGAACAAUGGAAAAUUAAGGCCACGUUAGAAAAAAACAAUUUAAAAUUUAGCGAUCAAAGUCGUUAAUUUACAGUAAAGUCGUACUUUACACAUACGAGUGUAAAGUCAUAAAUUUAUGAGAUUAAAGUUGAUAAUUUAUGAAAAUAAAAUCUGAAAUUUACACUUUUAAAUUUAGUAAAUCUUUUCAAAUUUACAAAAGUUAAGACUAUCCUCGUAAAUGUACGACCUUCAAUUUAAGAUUUAACCCCGUAAAAUUAGGUUGUAUGUUUAUUACUUUAUAUUCACAACUUUAUUCUCAUAAAUGUACGAUUUUAUUAUUGUAAAUUUACAACUUUAUUCUCCUAAAUGUACAACUUUAUUCUUGGAAAUGUACAACUUUAUUCUUGGAAAUGUACGACUUUAUUCUCGUGAAUUCACAACUUUAAUCACGAGAUCUCAGAUUUGUUCCCCUUAAUGUGUCUUUAAUUCUCCUUUGUAGAAAAGGGAAGAAACUUGGAGUUAUAAUUAAAUUUUUUCUUCACUGUACGAAAUCUUUAUUAUCACAACGUAAUGUUGGAUUAGUUCUGAGUUUGAAUCCUAAACUGAAUUGUGUCUUUUCUCGUGUCUCCGUUAAGGACAAAUCCAUUAUCCACAGAACAAUACUUGUUUCCUGUUUUUAUUGUUGAGAUACAGACCACUAAUAAAUCUGUUUCCUGUCUGAACAUGACCACGAUCACUUCACAGUGCGGCUGUCAUCAAGCAAAAACAUUCACAAUAAAUGUGUUCUUCACUA
Molecule: messenger RNA, 5136 nt
Organism: Labrus bergylta (ballan wrasse)
Lineage: Eukaryota; Metazoa; Chordata; Actinopteri; Labriformes; Labridae
Gene: hk2
Product: hexokinase 2
Biological process (GO): intracellular glucose homeostasis; glucose metabolic process; carbohydrate phosphorylation
Cellular component (GO): mitochondrion; cytosol
Molecular function (GO): D-glucose binding; glucokinase activity; ATP binding
Source: RefSeq, a predicted model, not a curated record